AUGCCGCCAGGUUUCUCAGCCGCCGUAGCGCAGCUGGAAACAUUUGUCCUGCCUGAAAGACUGUCGGGGUCACUUUCUGACAGGGCCAUGGCCAAGGCCAUGGUGCGAGCCUGGAGACGGCACGGCAUUCUGCAAAUUGCCAUGUCGCCGUCACAGCAACAAAUAUAUGCCCAAGCCAAUGCCGCCAGUAGAGACUUUUUCAAGGCAACGCCGCUGCAGAAGCAAGCCUGCGUGAACGAAUGUAGUUAUGCAGGCUAUGUUGCCUCCGGAGAAGAAAUUACUGCGGGCGUUGCCGACUAUUCGGAGAUUUUCACCGUAACAAAAGACCUACACCCCGAGGACCCCAGAGUUUUGGAGAAGUGGCCAUGCCAUGGCCCUUGUCCCUGGUUAGACAACCGUAUGAAGAGCCCUAUGCUCAACUACAUGGCAGACAUGGGGUCCAGUGGCGACAAGGUCCUCCAGCUAAUCGAGCUGGGGCUUGAUGUGCCGCAGGGAUCCUUGACCAAGUACACCGACGACGGGUGGCACCACAUGCGAGUUCUCAGGUUCCCUGCGAGACACCGAACCAACGGGAAAGGCAAGGCUGGUCGUGGCAUUGGAUCUCAUACAGACUAUGGUUUGCUAGUAAUAGCAGCUCAAGACGAGGUCGGGGGUCUUUUUGUGCGACCUCCCCAGCAAGGCGAAUCGUUCGCCAACUGGAAGCAAAGUGUAGCUGGGAUGAAGGAAGAUGAGCCAGGUUGGUUGUAUGUGCCGCCGACUCCGGGCGUAUUCACUGCAUUCCCUGGGGACAUGAUGCAAUACAUGACCAACAGCUUUCUCCAGUCCACACCUCACAAGGUCGGUCUGAAUGUUCGAGAGCGCUUUGCGUUUGCCUAUUUCCACGAGCCGAACUUUCGGGCCAUGGUCAAACCACUGCCUGGAUUCAAUGGUUCCCAGGAGCCAGCUGAUGGUAUUCACUACGGAACACACUUCACAAAUAUGGCCCUGCGGAAUUACCCGACCCGCAUCACCACGACAAAGUUGUUAGAGGAAGGGCGUUGCGAAAUGCUAAGCAAGGAAAGACUUCGAGACGAAAUGGUAUGA
Molecule: messenger RNA, 1083 nt
Organism: Metarhizium brunneum ARSEF 3297
Lineage: Eukaryota; Fungi; Ascomycota; Sordariomycetes; Hypocreales; Clavicipitaceae
Gene: efe
Product: 2-oxoglutarate-dependent ethylene/succinate-forming enzyme
Molecular function (GO): 2-oxoglutarate-dependent dioxygenase activity
Source: RefSeq, a predicted model, not a curated record